AACCGGAUUGUAUACAGCGCGACAACGCGACCACCACUGGAACUGCAUUCUCACCGCUAGCUACUUAGCAUUUCACUGCUUUGAAGUCGAAAUAUAACACUUUCCGAUUUAUUGAUUGACAUUCGACUGCUAGGAAACAAAUUAUCUGACGAAAGAGGGCCUAAGAAUGCCGAAGUCAAGAGCUCAUGCACCUUCUACUGCCGAGGAUGGAAUUUGGUUCCAAACUCGAGGCUGGUCAGGCAAGGGUGAGAUGAGAAACACAGGUACUACAACAGGACUCAUGCUGAGUUCAAAGUUCAAUCCAGAAAGCUCUUCUAAACCUCAACCGCCCCCACCAGCAUACAAUGAAUUAGCAGAGAAGACCUACAUACAUGAGAACCCUUUCUCAAUGCAUGACAACAGAAACUCUUUCCAGGAUCAUGGUGUAUAUUUUGGGCAUGGCCUUGGAAAGAAGUUAGAGCAUGGCUCGAAAAGACAGCACAACUCGGAAGACUUUGUGACAUGGAAGUCACCAGACCGGUUCUUCAAGACAGAUUAUCAAGCUGAAUACCAAGGCAAACCAACUAAGAACCCACCUACGACUAGGAGAUUCCCAAGGAAAUAUCCCGAACCUGAUCAAGGGUUAAUAGAACUUCCUACCUCCACCACACAUACCUUUGAACCCCCUAAGGUACCCUAUGAUACACCAACACAGGUGCUUGUUUCAAGUAAAGAACCACACCUGAAACCUAACCCUUGGAAAUAUUCAUAUAAAGCCUAUGUCAGAUAGUUUCCAGAACUCAACUAUGUGAGUGCCCAAGCUUUCAUAUAGAGGCAAAUUUAACUGCAGUGAAAGAGCUUGGGUGCAGCUCCUGUGGAUAUCAUAAGACUUCAGACUGUACUGUGAUCUGCAGUCAAGAACCUUCACGUUUCUGCCGAUCAUGUCAAAUGCUUUUUGAAAUGACAUGGCUAUGCCAACUGCAACAGAGGCAACUUGCUACAAAGAGCUUGGAUGCUCCAGCGAUUGCCAGUGGUUCAAGGACUAAUUAGCGCUCGACAGCAUUUGAUUCUUGGAGCCUACAUAUAUCAGUACAACAGUUUCCUCACUCCAUGUCAGCUGCAAGGUCCAUCUAGAACUCCUCUGAGCAAUAAGUAACUGGACCUUCUUGUAGUUGUGCAGGGAAUCACCAGGUCAUCCACUGUAGAGAAUGGAAGAUGUGCCUUUCUCUCUGUUUCAUGUUCUUGUGUGUGCAAGGCAAAUUUUGAUAUGCAUCAAUCAAAGUGAUAUUGGCUAUGCAAAAUGAUGUGAUGAUUGUGUGCUCACAAUUUGUAUGCAGGGUGAACAAUUUUUACAAGAUUUACUAAUGCUUGCCUGUAAUGCAUGUGGUUGAUAUGAAUGAAAAGAUAUGGAGAUCAAAUUAAAAUCUAUUUUGCCUACAGAUAUGUCUUCCAAAUCAUGUGGUUGCUAUCAAGUUUUCCUCAUAGUUUCAAUAGCAUACAUGUAAAUUGCUCAUCAACUUGAUGCAAACUAUAAACCAUAGUAAUUACCAAAUAGAGCAGAUUAGCAGAAUUAUACAGUAUUAUACAUCUACCGUAAAUGGAAAGACGGACUAAUAUGAAAGGUUAUUCAAGCUUAAUUCAAUAUUGCUAUAUAAUUGUUUCUAGCCUCAUGUCUGAUUAGGCAUUGUGUUUUUUUAUAGGAUUUAUUGAUCUACAGUUAGUAAUGUUAAGGAAUUCCAUGUUAAUCAAUUCUGCACUUUCUUGCCAUAUUUAAGGGGUUUUGAAAGCAACUUAAAGUUACACGUAAAAAUCAAAGGAUUGGUAUUUUUGGGGAUGGAUACAUACAAGUAUAAAAUAAUUGUCUCAUGGAAAACAAUUUUUUUUCAUGUUAGUUGUCUGCCAUUGUACUUUGUAAGGUUGUUGGAUUACCCAGUUCAGAGACUGGCUUUAUACUGAAAAAAACCCCACCAAAUGUUUAUGUAUUAUAUUGAAUACUUUGAUGUAAUAGAGUACGUUGCUGACAAAAUUGUAAACUUUCCAGCAUCAAGAAAUGUUAGCAGAGGGGAGUUUAAGAUCUCAUUCAGGUUUAUAAGGGUAUUGCCCAGAUUUACAGAAAUGAGUUUUCAGUAAUAUCAAAUCUUUGAAAGAAAUUGAUCAAUUUCUCCCUUUCAAUAUGACAAACAACAUCUAUCCAUAUUAUAAAGGUAAUCUAAUUUUUUGGGGGUUGAUGUUGACCAUAAUUUGCUAUAAAGUGGAAGUACAUUUUUACACCAGAACAAGCAAAGCAUGAUGAUAUAUUUACAUGUGUGUCUUCCAAGUGCAGUUCAACCUAAAUCAGAUAGAUUUCUGUGGUCCAUAGAGAUUUGACUUUGCCAAUUUAAACUUUGUGUGACCAGUGACCACCCAUGCCCUUCAUAUAGAUACUUUACAUGUCAGAGCUAAAGCUUUGGUAAAGGUUCAAUAAUGUGAAUCAUCCAACAUUCAUAUCUUGCAAAAGUUUAGAGAUUGCUAAAUCUGUCUUUUUCUAAGCCUUUGAUUCCUUGUGGAGAUUUUAAUUUUACAUUCAUUUAUGUGCUGCCGUCCAUCUGAUAUAUUUCUUCUAAUUGCCUUUUGAAUACUUUCUUGGUUGGAAUACCAUUCAAAAUGAAUGUUCAUUUUGAAUUAUGAAGUUCGGAUCUUGAAAAUAGGAUUUUCAUGUAUUUCAUACCAUUCAUAUGACAGGACACAUUCUUAAAAUGUAGUAAUAAACUUAAAAAUUGGUCAACAUUUUUUUUAUUUAAAAUUUGUAAUGCAAGAAUUAAGUAAGAUUAUGUUCAGAAAAAAAAACACAAAAAAUCAAGGGUCAGUCUGUUUUAGAUAUUGAAAUUCAUAAAUAUUUUUAUUUACAAAUAAUUUUUUAACAGUAUUUCAUCAGAAUUCAAAUUCAAGUUACAACAAUAUACUAUAGAGUACCAAAAUGGGAGGUUCUCAAAUUCUGCAUUUCAGCAUUUUCAUGACCAUCUGAUUCCGGUAAAACGUGAUGAAAAACCUCCACUUUCCAAAUUUGAAAUGAAGCAGUUCAUUGGGGCAAAAGGUAUAGCUUAAUGGAUACCUAAUAAGACCCAGUGAAGAAGAGUAAAUUUGCCUGGUUCAUAACUGAUCUGGAUCAGGAUAAUUCUUUUACAUUGAUUUCAAUGGAGCUGAAUGGGUAUUUCACACGGCCACAUCCUCGGCUUCUCUGCACUGAUUUCCACCAAAUAUGAGUUGUGGAUUUUUUUUUUCAAUCAUGCUCUGGAGAGAUAUAGUAUUAACUAGCUAUAAUGCAAUUAAAAAAUCGUUUUGUGACGUCAUCACUUUGGUACUCAAUACACUGAACAAAUUAUCAAGUUUCUAAUUUUACAGUUAACUUGUCCAUCUUGUGAUGAAGUUGUUUGUGAAAAAAUUGUUAUGUAUUAUAUACAUGCAGUAAUAAAUUAUAAGAUACAAAACAUU
Messenger RNA from Lytechinus variegatus (green sea urchin), 3450 nucleotides. It is a transcript of the gene tex36, whose product is annotated as testis-expressed protein 36-like. NCBI's taxonomy places the organism in Eukaryota, Metazoa, Echinodermata, Echinoidea, Temnopleuroida, Toxopneustidae. Bases 167 to 769 code for a protein of 200 amino acids. The transcript has 5 exons. The record is from RefSeq and is a predicted model, not a curated record.